Molecule: messenger RNA, 4021 nt
Organism: Epinephelus fuscoguttatus (brown-marbled grouper)
Lineage: Eukaryota; Metazoa; Chordata; Actinopteri; Perciformes; Serranidae
Product: sulfotransferase 1 family member D1-like
Exons: 7
Biological process (GO): sulfation
Cellular component (GO): cytoplasm
Molecular function (GO): sulfotransferase activity
Source: RefSeq, a predicted model, not a curated record
CAUCAGUCAGAGAAGGAAAAAGACCUGUCCUACAGCAAAGCCAUGCAGAAGAUGACUGACUCCAACAAUCACUUCCCUCUCAUCCCAGUCAGAGGAGUUCCUCUCAGGAACUUGAUUGCCAACAACUGGGACUCCAUCUGGGCUUUCCGUCCUGACCCUUCAGACCUCCUCAUCGCCUCCUACCCCAAAGCAGGGACCACAUGGAUCCAGGAGAUAGUAGACCUGCUUCUUCACAAUGGAGACACUGAAGCCUGCAAACGAGCUCCCACACCCGACCGCAGUCCUUUCCUAGAGCUCUUCUCCCUCCCAACCUUACCCUCAGGUCUUGAUCAUCUGAAGAACAUGGAUCCUCCAAGAAUUAUCAAGACACAUCUUCCUUUUCAGUUGGUGCCUCCUGGUUUUUGGGAAAACAAGUGCAAGGUUAUCUACAUGGCACGCAAUGCCAAAGACAACAUGGUGAGCUACUACUACUUUGACCGUAUGUGUCUCACCCAGCCUGAGCCAGGGCCCUGGGAGAGCUUCAUGUCCAAGUUCAUGCAAGGAGAGUUGUCGUGGGGCUCCUGGCAUGACCAUGUGAAAGGUUACUGGCUGGAGAGAGAGAAGAGGAAUAUCCUUUACCUCUUCUAUGAGGACAUGAAAGAGAAUCCUCGGUGUGAAGUGGAGCGCGUCAUGAGGUACCUGGAUUUGUCAGUCUCUGAUGAGGUCAUCAGCUGGAUUGUGGAGCUCACAUCCUUUAAGAACAUGAAGGAGAACCCAAUGGCCAACUACUCCUUCAUACCAGCAACUGUUUUUGAUCAGUCCAUCUCCCCCUUCAUGAGAAAAGGUGAGGUAGGUGAUUGGAGAAACCAUUUAACACCUGAGCAAUCAAAGAUGUUUGAUGAAGACUAUAAAAAGCAAAUGAAGGAAGACAACAUACCAUUCAGGACCUUCAUCUGACAGAUUUUGGAUUUUCCAAACUGAUGUAGCUCUGUAAACCAAAGACCGAUGAACUGCCACUAUGAAGAACUCAGGAUGAAGAAAUGCUGCCCGAAAAUUUGAGGCUGGUUAAAUACCAAGUGAAAACAUGAACCUAGAUGAUAAACACUGUGAUCACUGCACCUGAUACAGAGGGAAUUCAUACAAAUUUAUGAUUAACCUAAGUAAAAGUAGCAGUACAACACUCUAUUGUCAUAUUGAUUAAACGUUUAUUUGCUUGUGUGUGCAGGUGUGUGUGUUGUGCAAAUUAUGCACACACUUUAAGCUCCAUCUCUGUCAGGCUCUGUACUGCAGUGUGAGAGCGAUCCUCAUACGUCUACCUGUCUUAUCCCUGUGUAACACACACACACACACACACACACACACACACGUACAGAUGAUGCUGUGGUGCUGACUGAAGCAAUAAACAGACAGGUGGAGGACUGAGGGAGGAUGAGUGGUCCUCAGACGGAUUUCUGCCUGAGGCACCAACACAAAGAAGACCGAGGAACUUUACUGCUGGUUCAAAAGGAUUAGAAAUAUUCUAUGCUGUAAUCUUUGCCUCCAGUCCUAAAAUCUGUUAGUGUAAUAGAGUAUCACUUACCGGUUCAUUUUCACAGAUGUUUGAAGGGUGAAUAUUAUUCUGAUAGGAAAAAAAAGUGGAUAAUGUAGCUACUGUGUUUCCAAGAAGAAAAUUAAAUAGAAAAGCAUCUUCAGUGUUGGUAAUUCAUCUCAGUUUGUGCCUGGUAAUGCAGCACAAUGUUGUGUCAGUGCAUAUUUCUAUUAUCAUGAGCAUCCCUCCUUUCAUUCCUUUAUAUGUUUUGUGUUUUUCUGUUUUAAUCAGUGCCUGACAAGCCAUUGUGUUCAUAUGUGUCAUAUUCUUUUUUUAGGGUUACUUUAUGACAUCUGUCAAGAGACUACAGAUAAAAUAAUGGCAAUUUGAAAAAAAGAAGAGGUUAAUAAGUUUAUCAAACUAUUUCCAAGGUCAUAAAUUAUUGUUUUUUCUUUAAGGCAACAGGGACAAUAAGUCCUAAAAGUGUGAUGGAUAAAAUCAUUAUUUAAGUCACAUGUCAACAGUCUGUCUCCAUGACAAGUCAGUGAACUCCAUCCAUGAUGAAGACCAUAGCUGCAUAGUGUUCCACAGUGUACAUAAAAAGUACCCUUACUUCCUUUUAAGGGAAAGUCAGUUAAGGGAACUUCCCUAAACAAAGUUCCUCCACUCUUAACACCCUGCAACAUCACCAUCGCAGACAUUACUUCCUUCUCAAUUUACCCUGGUAACACAAACACCUUGAUGACGCUACUACACUAGACACUACAUUUUCAUUAAAAAUACAAAUAUUUGUUGUUUUUUAUUGAAGUUACACAGAGCCCAGAGUUUGGUUAGCAUAAAGUUUAGCUUGCUAGUAGAUGAGGUGCAGUAACUGAUGGGUAAACUUGUUUGUCAGUUUGUUUGAGCAGACAAAGCAUUAUUCAAAACAUUUUUUUGAAUAUAUUUUAUUUUGAUUUUUUUAUUAUGAGGAAGAGGUCCAGAGUUACAGUUUAUGUCUCCCACUCUGAACUUACUGUUGCCUUUCUAUCAUCUUGAACCAGUCUAGCCAUUUUCCUCUGACCUCUGGCAUCAACAAGGCAUUUUCACCCAGAGAACUGCUGCUCACCGGAUAUUUUCUCUUUGUCUGAUGAUCCUCUGUAAACCCUAGAGAUGGUUGUGCCCAUCUGGCACCAACAACCAUGCCAUGUUCAAGUCAAUUAAAUCCCUUUUCUUCCCCAUUCUGAUGCUCAGUUUGAACUUCAGCAGGUCAUCUUGACCAUGUUUACAUGCCUAAAUGCACUGAGUUGCUGCCACGUGAUUGGCUGAUUCGCUAUUUGUGUUAACGAGCAGCUGAACAAGUGCACUUAAUAAAGUGGCUGGUGAGUGUACAUGUACAUUGAAAUAUCAAAGUUUAAGUCCUCUGUUUUCACAGUCUAGUAAAGGCUAGUAUUUUAAUCCAACAUCAAUAUACAGAGAAAGGCAACAGUGCAGAAAGUGUUAUCGUCUCAAUGCUAUAAUUAUAGUAGUAGUUGGGGGGCACCAGUGUAUUAUAAUAUUAAGGUGUAACUCAAGCAAGGACAGGGCUCCUACGAAUCUUGUAAAAGGGGACCAUGUUGAUCCUCCUAGUGAAUAUCUUACUUUGUCUCAUCAAAGAGUGCUCAUCAUCUCUCUGACCCAUUGUAUAAACAAGGGAGACUUUGUUGAUACAGCGGGCCAGGAGAGAUGCUGCCAUAGUGUUAUUCUGAUGGGCAGAUAAGUUCACCUCUGAUUUUGUCACACCAAAGAUGGCAGUGACAGGGUUGGGGUCAUGUUUUUUUGCCACACACAUGUGAGAGGGUUUCAAAAAUACAGUUCCACAAGCUUUUCAGUACUUGAUGUGCCUAAAACAUGUGACCCAGAGUGGCAGGGCUUUGAUGACAUCUGGAGCAUUCAGGAUUUACAGGUGGGAAUAUUUUAGCUAAUCUUUAAUAGGUGAGAGACUUUGACCUGUAUCAAUCCAUAUCUUAUACAGAGGGAUGAGGUAUGAAUGUGGGCUAUACUUUCUGUCUAGAUCUCCAUUGAUAGUUCUUUCCCUAUGUCUUCUUCCCAGGCUUUUUUGUUGUCAGCCCAAGUACGCUGGUGAAUAUUUUGAAUCCCAGUUGAAUCGCUGUUCAGUUUUCCGACACAGUUCAAGGUUCCCUUUGAAGUGAGCAUUGUUUGCUUCCGAGGGUUUCGUAUCUACGUGGUUGAGGACCCUGUUUAGUGAACUGGCCUACCAGACGAUUAAAACACACCCCUUGUGAUGUGGUUAAAAGAAGAGCAGAAACCGUUAGUCACUCGAAUCAAUUAGUCAAUCAACAGAAAAUCAAUCGGUAACAAUUUCGUGAAUUGAUUAAAUGUUUAAGUACGUUUUCUUGAUGUUUUAUAAGACUACAAUGGACAUUUCUCACCAUCUUCUGACCUUUAGGAGACAGAAAACAAUCAGCAGAUCAAUUGCUGAAAAUAAUCUGUUGCUGUAGAAAGUAAUUGACCCUUAAGUGGGAUCCAGACCUGAGU